This is a messenger RNA of Physella acuta, 831 nucleotides long. Its product is annotated as biogenesis of lysosome-related organelles complex 1 subunit 1. Lineage: Eukaryota; Metazoa; Mollusca; Gastropoda; Physidae. Gene Ontology annotation, cellular component: BLOC-1 complex. The record is from RefSeq and is a predicted model, not a curated record. Gene Ontology annotation, biological process: endosomal transport.
AAACAAACAACUUUUAUUUCCGGAUUUGGCUUACCAACCUCUUCAUACUUCAUAGUCUGUUAUACUCAUUCUUGGGCCAAUUUGUUUAGUUUACUUCUAAGUAGACAAUAAUUUGUGGAUGGUUUGAAUAUGCUGUCCAAUUUAGUUAAGCAGCACCAGUCAAGGCAACAAGCUCGUAAAGAUAUUCAAGAUAAACGAAAACGAGAUGCAAUAACUGCAGCCACAGCUCUGUCACAUGUGUUGGUUGAUCACUUAAAUGCUGGAGUAGCUCAGGCUUACGUUAACCAGAAGAAGCUGGAUACAGAGACCCGCAUUCUUCAGGCCAACGCAGCCCAGUUUUCCAAGCAGACUAUGCAGUGGCUUAAACUGGUGGAAGAUUUUAAUACUGCAUUAAAGGAAAUAGGUGAUGUUGAAAAUUGGGCAAAGAGUAUUGAAACAGAUAUGAGGACUAUUUCAAGUGCCUUAGAGUACGCAUAUAGCAAAACUGAAUGAGAUGUACUUUAACUUUAUCCAAAAAGUUUGGCUGCACCAUGUUUGGAAACACUGACCAGCUUUGUGUAUACAAAGAAAUACCCACCUGUGAUGAUUUAUUGUUUCACUAGAAAAUUCCAAGACAAUUUCUCUGUGAGCAUUGUAAAAUGCGUAAUCAAAUACCAAUAAAUGUGCUUUUUUUUGUGUUGCAAGCUACUUGGGUGAAUGAAACUGUACCAGGGGUUUUUUUCACGUGCAAUAAAAAUGUUAUUUUUAAACAUUGUCAGUUUAUUAAUGAAUAAAAGUAAUCACAUAUUGUUUAAUUCCAAUGAUGAAUAAAAGUAAUUGAUCAUUAAAAUA